AUUAGUAGCAUCACUGAAUAAUUACACCUGAUAAAAAAGCAGAUAAUCACAGAAAAUCUACAAAAUAUUUGUUAUCAUUGUUUUUAUUUGAUUUCAGUUAAAUAUAGUACUACACUUGAUUGGAUGGUUUAUCUCAAUAGUUUUGCUGGAUUUUUGUAUCAUUCCCUCCAGUUUUCACAGGUAAACAAAGUUGGAAUUAUAAGCAAAAGUAACAAUAGUGAUAAUUUGACUUCCAGAUUAUUGUAGCCAUACAUUAGAGCUGUCGAUUAUUUUGGAAGUAUUUCUGGAACCAUAGCAUGGCAGAAGCUAUUGUUGGGCCAGUCCAGAACUUACAAGUACAAGGGUUUUAUUGAUCCUAUAAGAUAGCAUUAGAAACCACAAUGGAUGACAACCUUGACCUUGAUUCUAGUGACCCUUUUAUGUCAAAAGGACAUAGUGACAAUGGAGAAAUAAAUCAAAGUGACCUUUUAAAUUACCAGAUGGCAAAUCAGCAAGUGCCUGGUUCCAUGGAUGAUUACCAUAGUGAUGAGACAGACAAUAGCCUUUUACAUGGUCAAAACCAAAGUUCUUUCAUUCCUCCUUAUACUGGGAAGGAAUUAGUUGAUUCUAGUCUUUCAGAUUCAAACAGAGAUUGGGAACAAGAGGAUGACAUGAUGUUUAACCAAGGAAGUAGUGAUCCUCUAGUGAAGGGUUCAGUGAACCAAUUUCAACCUGAUCUUCUUAAUAUGAAUCCACUUUCAUUAGAAUCAAAGAGUAGUCAUGAAGAAACUAGUUUCAGAGAUGAUUUUUUUGCACCCAAUAAUCUUUCAGAAAAGCCAAUAGCUCAAAGUGGCUACGAAGAACAUGUUCCUUCUUCACAACCUCCUGAUCUUUUAAUGAUGGAGUCCUCAGCUUCACAUACUGAGGCGACUGAAGGUUAUGAACAGACAGUUAAAACUUGUGAUACAGAUUUAAAGAGUUGUGGUGAUACAGAUUUGAAGAGUUGUGAUGAUAAUGAUUUGCACACUCAAAGUAUUCCUCAAGAUAGACAUGAAGCAAUUGAGAAUGACUUUUAUAAUGAGGAUGAACAUGCAGAUCAUUAUGAUGACGAAUAUGUGGAUUCAGAUGAAAGUGAUUACACAGAUGAAUCCAUGGAUAAAAUGGAAGGUCAAACUGGUUUAGAACAUAUUGUUCCAGACAUAUGUGAUACAGAAGAAAAGCAACAACCUGUUGAAAUUGAAGACACUGAAAAUGCUUUGAACAAUAGUGUUGAUCCAAAUAUAGGUGCAUCCGGUAUAACACAGAAAGAUUCUGAUUAUUUAAAGAACGUUCAGUUUGAAGAUAAUGUAGUACAUAGUCAAUUAUCUGAUGAAGAAAAUGGAAAUAUGGCUGUUCAAGCAAGCCAACCAGCUUUUACAAAUUCAGAACAUUUAGACCUUUUAAAACAAGAGGAAAAGGAAUCUUUGGGUAGCGAUUCUGAAGAUGAAUUUGAGUCAGCAACUCCUCAACAAAUUACUUCCAAAGAAUCAAAUGAGGACAAAGUUGAUUUGAUUUCAGAUCAGCAAGCAAUAGAAGGAACUUCAGAUAUAGCACUAAAUAACAAAGACAUUCCCAUAGAAAGUGACGAUUCAGACAUGGAAGAAAGGUCAUUAACUCCUGAUCCUAAUCAGUCUUCGCGUAUGGAGACAGGACCUCCUUUUCACGAUUUCGUAGGAGGUCAAUCGACUGAUCAGGUUCAGAUAAGUGGAUUAGUAGAAGGUACACUAAUGGAAGAAUCAGAGAGCACAGAUGAUGAAGAGCUUGAACAACAAUGUCAAGUUCCUUUGGAGCAGUUACCUGGAUCUGCUGCUAUGACAAUGGAACAAACUCAACAGAUUGAUAACAAUUUUGUUACUAAAAGUGAACAUGUAGAUCAGUUUGACCUUCAUAAAGGUCACAUAUUAGAAGGACUUUCAGAUAAUGGAGAAAAACAUUUUGAAGAUAGUUUUGAACAAAGUCAUUCUUUGCAUGAACAGCAAGAAGUUAAAAAACAAAAUUCAUUUGAUAAUCAAGACCUUGAAAUGGAAAGUAGAAUGCAACAUAAACAGCUUAAUGAAGCUGAAAAGAUCAAUUACUUAGUUUCUGAUGAACUUGAAAUAAGUCAUAAACAUGAAGAAGGGUUGCUAACAGAAUCCAACAAAACUCUUUCUGAAAGCAAUGCUGGCGUAGAAAUGGCCACCAAUCCAUCUGUUGAGCCAUUGUUAUCAGAGAUUCCAUCCUCUGAGGAAGUUCAACAACAAACUUUGUUAUCAACUGAAACAUUUGAAAGUGAAAAUCAAAAUAUAGGACAAGAUGUAAGAAAUAAUGAUGUAAAAGGAACAUUGGAUGAGGAUGUGGAACAGGUGGACACUAAACCAGAUAUACUAGAAUAUUCUGAUGAAUCAGAAGAUGAAAUAGAUGAUGGUAAAAUUCAAAAUGAACAAUCUGGAAUGGAUGGCUCAAUUGUGAUGGAGGAAGGGGAAACUUUGGGUGAUAAGAAAAUGGAGGAAUCAAUAUCAUCAGAAGGGGAGGAAGAAUCAUUAAAUAAUGAUUCAAUGACAUCCAAUAUGAUGGAAAAUAAUAAAGAUCUGCCAACUGAACAAGAAAUUUCUUCAUUUCAGCCUGCUAAUUAUUCAACAGACUUGCAGAUGACAGAUUCACAAUUACCAGAACCAGGUGUAGAAGCUUCCAUUAUACCAGAUGAAGGUCAACCAGGUGUAGAAGCUUCCAUUAUACCAGAUGAAGGUCAAAUUUCAGAUAGAAAUGAACCUGUACAGCUUUCACCUGAUAACUCAUCAGAUGAGGUGGAGAUUCCAGCCAAUCAGAUGCGAGAAACGGGUAUGGAAGGAUCAUUUGUACUUGAUGAAGAUGAAACUUUCGAAGAUAAACAAUUUGAUGGAGAUGAUGCAGAAUUUGUACAGUCCACUCCUGAAACUUCUCCAGAAGAUGAGAUUCCAACCAAUCAGAUGAAGGAGCCAAUAAUGCUUGUUGAAGAUAUAAAAUGUGGUGGCGAAAAAACUGAUAAUGAGCAGCCCAUUUCUGAUGUUUCCAAAAAUAAUGAUAUUCAAGCCAAUCAAAUGAGAGAAUCUGGAAUGGAAGGAUCAUUUGUUCUGGAGGAAGGAGAAACUUUUGAUGAUAACAAGUAUGCAGGUGAUGUAGAUGAAUUUGUACAGUCGACACCUGAAAUUUCACCUGAAGAAGAACAGAUUCCACAAAGUCAGAUGAGAGAAACAGGACUGGAAGAUUCUUUAAUACUUGAUGAAGGAGAGACAUUUGAGGAUAAAAAAUAUGAAGGGGAUCAAGCUGGAUUUGAACAUGAUGUAAAUGAAUUUGAACAGACAUCUCCUGAAAUUUCACCCAAAGAAGAGCAGAUUCCACAAAGUCAGAUGAGAGAAACAGGAAUGGAAGGGUCUUUAGUACUUGAUGAAGGAGAGACAUUUGAGGAUAAAAAUUAUAGUGGUGAUGAUGGUGAAUUUGAACAGUCAACUCCUGAGGUUUCACCAGAAGAUGAGGUUCCAGUGCAUCAGAUGAGAGAAUCAGGAAUGGAAGGUUCUUUAGUACUUGAUGAAGGAGAGACAUUUGAGGAUAAAAAAUAUGAAGGGGAUCAAGCUGGAUUUGAACAUGAUGUAAAUGAAUUUGAACAGACAUCUCCUGAAAUUUCACCCAAAGAAGAGCAGAUUCCACAAAGUCACAUGAGAGAAACAGGAAUGGAAGGUUCUUUAGUACUUGAUGAAGGAGAGACAUUUGAGGAUAAAAAUUAUAGUGGUGAUGAUGGUGAAUUUGAACAGUCAACUCCUGAGGUUUCACCAGAAGAUGAGGUUCCAGUGCAUCAGAUGAGAGAAUCAGGAAUGGAAGGUUCUUUAGUACUUGAUGAAGGAGAGACAUUUGAGGAUAAAAAAUAUGAAGGGGAUCAAGCUGGAUUUGAACAUGAUGUAAAUGAAUUUGAACAGACAUCUCCCGAAAUUUCACCCGAAGAAGAACAGAUUCCACAAAGUCAAAUGAGAGAAACAGGAAUGGAAGGUUCUUUAGUACUUGACGAAGGAGAGACAUUUGAUGAUAAAAAUUAUGAUGGUGAUGAUGGUGAAUUUGAACAGUCAACUCCUGAGGUUUCACCAGAAGAUGAGGUUCCAAUGCAUCAGAUGAGAGAAUCAGGAAUGGAAGGAUCAUUUGUUCUUGAAGAAGGAGAAACAUUUGAUGACAAACAGUUUGAGAGCAAUAUGCCUGAAUUUGAACAGUCUACCCCUGAGGUUUCACCUGAAGAAGAAAUUCUAACAAAUCAAAAGAGAGAGACUGGAAUGGAAGGAUCAUUUGUUUUUGAUGAGGGAGAAACAUUUGAGGAUAAUAAAGUUGGAAAUGAUGAGGAUGAAUUUGAGCAGUCAACCCCAGAAGAUGAUAUUCAAACAAGUCAAUUAAAAACUACUGGAAUGGACGAUUCUGCUAUUCUAGAUAAAUGUGAACAAUUUGAUGAUACAACAGAUGAGCCCUCAAUACAAGAUUUGUCAUCCAAUCAGAGGGAAGACCUUGAAAGUUUUGUUGCUCCUGUUGGAGGACAAACAAUGGAUGAUGGUUCUGAAGCUGUAAAUUAUUCUGAGGAGUCUAUACAGUUUAAAGAAUCUGUUGAAGAAGAAAUGAAACCUUUAGUUUCUUUAGAAAAAGAAGAACCUGAUUCAGACCUGCACAUGGAGAAUCAAGACAAACAAGAGGAAACAACAUGUUCUUUAGAACCUGCUGAUGGAAAAACAAUUGAAGGUCACCUUGUUGAAGAGAGUAUGGGUCAACAGAUAGAGGAGGUGACAAGUGCAGAAACACCAACUGACAGUUAUGGCAUGGAAGGUGAUGUGGAUUCUGCCAUACAAUCACCCCUAUCUCAAAAUGAUAUGCUGCAGUCUCCAUCUAGUGAUGAAAAUGCACAACUGUAUGUAGAACAUGAAAAUGAGAAAAAUCUGAUGUCAUCUUCUCUAACUGGAGAAUUUGUUGACCAAGAUGAAGCUAUUCAAACAUAUCAGCCAUGUAUGCAAAAUGGUGUAUCCCAUUCAGCUUCUGAGGAAGUAACUCCUGAAAAAGAAGAAAAUGAACAUCCCUGCUUUCAGAAUGGCAUAUCUCAGUCAACAUCUGAUGAAUUCACUCCAGAAAGGGAAGAAAAGACUGACUUCAAUUUAACUGAAAAAGAAGGAAAGCAAGAAAUAGUUACAAAAAUUGAAACAAAAUCUGAGGUGAAGGACAGUAUUGCAAAAUCUGAAGUGAAAAAGAAAACUGGAGUUAUGAAAACUGAGGUUAAAAGAAUAGAGCAGAGUUCUCCAAAAAAGACAUUAAAAUUGACCAAGCCAGACAGUCAGAAAAAAGAUAUCACCAAGGAAACCAAGAAGAUAACAAAAGAUACCACUAGGAAGAAAGAUACAUUAAGUAAACUUCCAUCACCUACAAAAACUGAAAAACGAAGCAUGUCAACCAGUAGAUUGACAACCCCACCUACCAGAACAGAUAAACCUGCAACAAGAAUGCCAAGGGACACAACUCGUAAACCCAGACCUGCUUCAACAACUGAACCUGCAAAACAAACUAAACAAAGACCCAAAUCUAUUGACAUAUCAAGGACUAGUUCACUAACCAGGCCAACUAAGAGUAGCCUCUGUAAGUCCCGUACUUUCGAGAAGUCUGCAUUAGAAGGUGCAUCCAGUCCAACCAAACCGCUAAAAAGUGUUCCUAAGACAGCACCAUCUAGAUACAGAAUAACAAGAUCCAAAAAAGAUGCUUCUUCAGACAGUGGUGUAGAAGAAGACAAAUCUCCCAGAAAGACAGAAACACAGAAAAAGUCACAAGAUGACAAAAUGACCAGAUCGACUAGUGCUAAAAGGUCAACAAUACCAACCAUGAAUAGAACCCAACCUACAAAAUCUGAAGGAAGUCCCAGAAAAACUGCAGGAAAACCAACACCGACAAAAACGACUCAGUCAAAGAUUGGUUCACUUAACAACACCAAGUAUUCACCUGGUGGAGGACAGGUUAAGAUACAGAGUCAAAAGCAAGAUUUCUCAAAAGUAAGCAGUAAAAUAGGAUCAAAGGAUUAUCUUACUCAUAAACCUGCAGGUGGAGAAAAAAAGAUUCUUUCCCAGAAGUUAGAAUGGAAAGCAGAAUCAAAAGUUGGUUCACUAAAAAAUGCCACUUACUCACCACGUGGCGGUAACGUCAAAAUUCAGACUGAGAAAUUAGCGUGGAAUGUCCAGUCCAAAGUGGGAUCUCUGGAUAACUCCUCUCAUUCACCUGGAGGCGGUCAUGUUAAAAUCACAAAUGAAAAAAUAAAUUGGAAAGCGGAACCUCGAAUUGGUUCUAUGGACAAUACUGGUUAUGUGCCAGGUGGCGGUAAUGUUCAUAUCCAAUCAGAGAAAUUAAAAUGGAAAGCAGAACCUCAAGUUCAUUCCUUGGAAAACACUGGUUAUGUACCAGGUGGCGGUAAUGUUCAAAUACAGCAUCAUCCUAUAAAUUGGAAUACCCAUUCUAAAGUAGACUCAUUAGAAAAUGCACAUUAUUCCCCAGGAGGCGGUAAUGUCAAAAUUCAUGAAGAGAAAUUAACAUGGAAUGUACAUUCUAAAGUGAACUCGUUAGAAAAUGCUCAAUACACAGCUAGGGGAGGGACACACAGAUUUCCUUUUCCGAUUGAAAACAAGAAGUUAGACUUUAAAGAUAAGGCACAGUCCAAAGUUGGUUCUAAAGAUCAUAUGAAUCACAAAGCUGGUGGCGGAGAUAAAAAGAUAGAAUCACAGAAAUUGAUGUUUAAAGAGAAAGCACAGUCUAAAGUUGGUUCUAAAGACAAUAUUGACCAUAAACCUUUAGGAGGAGAUAAAAAGAUUGAUACUCAGAAAUUGACAUUUAAAGAAACGGCAAAACCUCGAACAGACACUGGAGUGGCUCCUGGGAAAUCUAGACCAGACAGUGGAAUAGAAUGUGAGAAAACAGAGGCUUCUGUUUAAAGACAAACUCUUCUGUUUUUAAUUUCAUUGUUUUAUUUCAAUUUUUACAAAAUGAGUUAUUCCCCUUCUAUUACAUAUAGGAGAGAAAUAUCUCUGUGUGCUAUUGUUUCGAUAGGAAAUUUAAAACUGAGUUUGAGUGAGCAUCUUGGUAAUUUAAGAACAAAAGAAUUUAAAUGAAAAAAAAUAGUCUAGUUAUUAGAUUUCCUUUUCAUAAAUACAUAAUCAAAAUAAGGGGCUAGAGGAAUUCAGCACAAGCCCUAUUAAUAUAAAAAUAAGGAGAUUAAGACAAUUUGUAGUGAUAGAAACUUUUUCUAAUUUCUAAUCCUAAAUAUUUUAUAUGGAAUUGUUGAUUUUUUUUACAAAUGAAGUCAUAUAUUAUUUUAUAUUAUUCCUCUAGCCACCUCUGCAUGGAAUCAUAACUUUGUUUUAAUGAUGUUAAUUUUUGUAAUUUCAAAAAGCUGCCAUAUUGAUUCUAGACACAAAGCUAGUUAUCACUAGAAAAUAUAUGUAGCACAUUAUAUAUUCACAGAAAAUAAUGUAACCUUAUCAAGCAGCCAAAAAACGAUUUUUUUGGGGUAAAAAUGUAACUUUUUUAAGCACCAAACAAAAAUGAAAAAAUACUACAAUUUGCAAACUAUUCUACAUACAGGAUUUAGAAAUGAAUUACUUUUAUGCUUUUAAGAUCAUUUUAAUGUUUAAAAAUAUUUGAAAAAAAGAUAUAUAGUCUGAACAGUAGAAAAUUCAAAUUGAAAUAGAAAUUUCAUAAAUAUUUCAUAGAUUUACAACAUUUUAAGUGGAAUAAAUUAUCUAAAACUGAUAUUGAAAUUAAAUGAUCACAAUCAUCAAUAAUUAGCCUUUAACUAGAACCACCGAAUUAUUGAGUUAAUCUUGCACAACAAAUGCAGUUAUCUACCUUGCACAGUUUUGUAUUGUAUAUUUCCUUGCCAGGUCUUUAUAAGUAUGAUAUUAUCUGUCAUGAAAUUGUAAAGGUUUGUACUUUGUACCAGGUGAUGGUCAAUAUGAGGUUAAAGAAAAAGACAGAAAUAUGUGUAUUUGUAUCAUAUUUGGCCAAUCAUAAAUGUCUCAUUAAAAUCUAAUGUAAGAUGAAAAUUUACUUCAUGCAUACAAAUUAACUUCGUUUGUUUGUUAGUUGAACCAGUAAUUCUUAAUAGGCUGUUACAGUUAUAUGUAUGGAAACCUCAAAAACGAUUUUCAGUCAUCUUUUUCUUGCAUGUCCCAUGAUUCUAUUGCCUAAUGUUAGACUUUAAAUGGGUAGUUUAUGAAAGUGAUUUUGAUUUUAUGGUCCUUUUAGUAGACUUAAGUUUCUUAUUCUUUCUACACACUCAAGUAUAUAUACUGUCAAGUUUUUAGUUUAAAUUUCAGUUCAAAAUGAGAUUUAAAAAAAAUGAUGUUUAGAAAGAAGAGAAAAAUUCUUGCACUGGUUAAGUCAAAAGUACAUUGUCAGUUUUUGGAACAGCAAUAUUUCAAUAGAAAGUCUUUUCUUUAACUUUUCCCUCACAUUUAUAUAUAUAUCAGCACUAUUAUUUUUUCUGUGAACAACUGAGAAUAAAUCUUUUAGUAUUCUUGACCUUGGAAUAAUACAUACAUAUUAUAGGUCCCAAUCUUGACAUGAUAAAGGUUUCUUAUUCGAUGUAUUAUGAUUAGGGAGACAACUCAUUUAAUAACAGUUUUCCAAUCAUAUCAUUUUUUAAAGAUGUAUCAUAAUCAUACUGUAAUUUCAUAUUGUGUAUUAUGUCUACAUUGUGUUAAUAAAAAGAAGAUAAUUUAAACCUAUUUUUGCAAUGGAUGAACUCCAAAAAAAAUCCUAAUAUAAAUACUACAAAAUAUAAAUACUACAAAAAUAGUGCUUAUUGUAUUAUGUAGUCAAUGUAAACAUGUUUCCAUUCAGUUAUUGAAAUAUAUAUGUAAAGUGCUUUGGGUGAAUAAAAAACAUUAAAUCUGAUCAGAUCAAAUCACCAGUUUUGGGAAAGUCUGAAUUAAAAAAAACAUGUCUAGUGAGGUUAUAAAUUUUCAUUUUGAUGUGAAUUUUUAAUGCAGUUUUUGAGCCAAAAUAUCUGUUAACCUGUAUGAACCUGUAUGAAGUAGUUCAACUAUUCAGGCUGCCAUUACUAUUCUGUUGCAUCCUGUUUAGGUGAUGUUUUUUUUUAUUAUUGCUUCCAUUACUGUAUAAUCAUGUUAGAAGUGGAGUUAUUAUUAUGUUAUAAUGUAUGUGUCAAAUAUUGACUAUAAAAUAUCUAUAAUCAAUACACAAGAAAUGGAAUGCCAUUUAAGUUGGUAUCAAAAUGUAUAAUUAUUUUAAGAGAAAAGGAUAACAGUUCUAUGUAAAAUUGUACUGUUUUAUAGUUAUUUAAGGUAAUUUUUUUUAUUACAGAGUAAAUUCCUUCAUUAAAAAUUUCCUCAAGACACAAAUAGCAGACUGAAUAAGUCCUUAUUUUUACAUUGAGAAAAAAAAAUUAUGCAGCCAUCAAAAAUUUAACAUUAAUUCUAAUAAAUGAAUGAUAAUAAACCAAUCAUUUUCUGCUAUUUUGAAUUAAUAUUGUAAAAAAAAUCAAUUAAACCAAUUUAAAUAUGUUCAUUCCACUAAAGCCAAUUUAGGUGGAAAAAAACUAAUUUGAUUUCGAAAGCAGUUUUUAUUUUUUCAGAUUAGGACCUAACAUUUGACAAGUUCUAGUACGUAUUGAACCAUUGAAAUAUUUUGUGAACAAGUACUUAACUAUGAACAAUUUCAGUCUGCUUAUAGCCAAAGAUCUGUGUUGUCUACAAUGCUUUUUAUGGUUAAUCUUUCUGCAAUAAAAUCAUCUGUCAUUCUA
Molecule: messenger RNA, 9796 nt
Organism: Mytilus californianus (California mussel)
Lineage: Eukaryota; Metazoa; Mollusca; Bivalvia; Mytilida; Mytilidae
Product: microtubule-associated protein 2-like
Exons: 17
Coding region: 381-6965 (2194 amino acids)
Biological process (GO): neuron projection development; microtubule cytoskeleton organization
Cellular component (GO): neuron projection
Molecular function (GO): microtubule binding
Source: RefSeq, a predicted model, not a curated record